CAUCCCCAUCUAAUAUUCCCAUACAUGCUCAUUUAUCCAUCUAUAAUCUAUCAUGCAUGGGGACAAUCUAAUUUGUUUAUUGCUGUGAUAUCUCAAGUUGGGGUAAGAGUUCAUAAUGAUUCCCCAUCCUGUAUCCUCUUUUCCCCUCUCCCAGUGUCCCUCCACGCAACCUUCUGCAAUCCCUUCUCUAGCCCCUAUGGAUGUUCUGCAAACCCUUCUAGAACUCUCAGUUCUUUAUGACCUCAGCAAGGAUUCCAAACCACUCCUAGCCUGCAGUGAGGUCACGCCAUCACUACAAACAGCCUCCAGCCUGCCUCCUGGAGCUAAUUACCCCCUCCCAGCACCAUGGUCAGCAUCAAAGUUACCAAGCAGAUGGUCCCUACACCUAGCAUGGGAUGGGGAGGUAUGAGCUGGAAGGACCCCUUUGUCACCGUCACUUUCCCCAGUAAAGUAAUCUUCACCAGUGCCUCCCUCCUGCUGCUGCUGGUUCACAUGGGUAUCUUCGGAGGAGACCUCUACCACUUCACUGUGACCCAGAAGUUCGAUCUCAUGAGCUUUCAUGGCACCACAGUACUACUGGUAUCCCAUGUGAUGAGCUUUUACUGGGCCUUGCUUGGAACAUUUUACACUUUGGAGGCCAACGACAAGGUUCUCAGGGGGUUUGCCCUGACCUCGCUGGUGAUGAACUUCGCCCUCUUCGUGGGCCGCUUCUGCCUGGACUACCUGACUAUCGAAUACAGGGAGGAGUUUUACUGAGCCCCAGCCUGGCCUUGUCCAAAGCAGCCCUGGAGAGAGAUGCACACGCAGCAUUCAUCCCCAGAUCUGUCGGACUUGGGAAGCGGGGAGGGAAGGAGGCAGUAACACACUGCUCCGGCUGUAGCCAAAAUCAAGUUUAAUAACAAUACAGGAUAUUGCUGUAGUGUUAGAGACGGUGUCAUUCAUUAGUCAUGUCACCUUCCUGGGAGGUGGGAGCAAGGCAGUCAUUACAGCCAGGAUCUUUCCCCCAAUACGCCCAAUGGGCAUUCAACAACUCAGGUGGCCAACCCUCAGUGGGAGCAUUUGAUGGCUACAGGGCUCAUCCGUUCCAUAGCAGUGGCCCAUCACAACCCCUACCCCAACACCCUAACCAUAGGGUCAUGCUAACGGACAUGGGCCCGAUCCAACCCUCUGGCUCAUGGUGGAACCAACACAAGGGAGGGGAAGAGGUUCAGAUUCCAGCCCCUUCAUCCCCCACCACAAAUAGCUCCCACCCAUUGGGGAAGCCUACAGGACUUAUGUUCAUAGCUCUCCUUUCCACUGGCAGUGGCUUGUGAGGAAGGUGCUAUUUUUCCUCUACUGCCUUCCAGCCUAAGUCCCAUGUCACCUCCCCUACCCCAGGGCUAGCAAAGCAGAAAAGGGUGGGAGCUUGGGAGGUUGCAAAACAGCAGAUCUGGACUAAGGCCCAGUCAAAGAGCUGGACACAGGAAAGCAGUGGGAUUGGAGGCAAUGGUCAGUUUUUGGGCAGGGGGCGUGGUGUGUGCUCUCUUUGGUCACUGCAGCCGCCCCAUGCAUUUCAAACCCUACAGGAAGAACUGUCUCCUAUCAACCAUUUCAAUAAAUAGAAGGAAAACAACUGUAUUCAAAGCAUGAAACCCCAUCCCCACCAGAACUCUGAAAAUCCACAAGCCAGGAAGUCUCUUCCCCUCCCACCCCCCAUCUUUAAGCUCCAGUGCUGACCAGCAUGUCCCAUCCCCUCCCUAAACUCCAGAACAGGUCAAUACUUCACACACACGUACGCCCCUUUCCAGUAGGGGACAGCCCAAAGCACCCAUGGCGACAGCUCUGUACAGAGAUGGAGGGACCAACUUUGGAAUUACACCUCCCACCCGCCCCCAUGGGAUGCAGGGGGACACCAACCCCACUCCAUUCUCGUUAGUAAAAUAAUCACACACAAGAGGCCCAGCCAACUCCUUCCCUUUCCCCUGGUAUUCUGAGAUGGGAAGCGAAGGCUCUGCUCAACGGAGCUGAUGUUGGAGGAGGGGGUUAACGAUAUCUCAUCCCUGCAAAUAAUGCUGGACAUAGAGGGGUGGAUCUCAGUAUUUGCCCAUCGAAUUCUGGCAAAGUUAAGGCCCAGGUAGUUACUGAUGUUAAAAAUUA
Molecule: messenger RNA, 2136 nt
Organism: Terrapene triunguis (Three-toed box turtle)
Lineage: Eukaryota; Metazoa; Chordata; Testudines; Emydidae
Gene: CATSPERH
Product: transmembrane protein 262
Exons: 3
Coding region: 346-756 (136 amino acids)
Source: RefSeq, a predicted model, not a curated record